UGUAGUGGAUAACACAAAACAUCCGUCCACGGUCCAGCUGCUGCAUCAAAAUACCGAAUUUUGUUCAGUUGUUUCCGACGGGAUCUGGGACUAUAUAGUGCCUCCGGAAUUAGUCACAGGGAGUUUGCUUAAGAUCAGAACAUCAUCAUGUGGCGGGCUUUAGCAAGAGGUGCUUUUCAAGCGAAGCAGAGAUCUCAAAGGGCUCUCAGUACGUCAUCUCGCUGCAGCAGCCAACAAGCAGGGAGCGGUGUGCCCUAUGACACCCUUCAGAGCUCGGAUAAAUCUCAUCCUAGUUCCGUACCGGAAUCGGCAGAUGUUGUCGUCAUUGGUGGAGGGUCAAUCGGCUGUAGUACGUUGUACCAUUUGGCUAAGAUGGGAGUGACCAAUGCUGUGCUAGUGGAGCGGGACCAAUUGACGUCUGGCACCACAUGGCAUACUGGAGGUCUCGUUUGGAACUUAAGGCCCUCAGAUAUUGAGGUACGACUCCUGAAAUACAUGGCUCACCUCGUGCGUAGUGUCCUGGAACCGGAGACUGGCAUUGUUCCUGGGUGGAUUGAAAACGGAGGACUGUUUAUCGCUAAUAAUAAGGAACGCUUGGAUGAGUACAAGAGGCUUUCUACGCUUGGCAAGGUGUAUGGUAUUGAAUCACAUGUUCUGUCGCCAGAAGAGACCAAGAAGUUGUACCCUCUCCUGAACACAGAAGAUAUUUACGGCACACUUUACUCCCCUUCAGACGGGAGCAUUGACCCAGCUGGCUUCUGUACGGCACUCACAAGAGGAGCCACCAAAAGAGGAGCGAAGGUGGUAACCAACUGCCCAGUCACUGGUAUCGUUGUGGGUGAGGAUGACUUUGGUGUUAAACGAGUCAAAGGGGUUGAGACAGUAUCGGGAACCAUCAAGACACAAGUGGUAGUCAACGCAGCAGGAGUAUGGGCGCCCUACAUUGGUAAGAUGGCUGGGGUAUCAGUGCCGUUGACGGCAUUACAUCAUCAUUAUGUUGUAUCGGAACGCAUUGAAGGAAUUCACGGGAUGCCUAACGUGAGGGACCAUGACGCUUCAGUUUACCUCAAAGUGCAAGGAGAUGGGAUCGCAUUCGGUGGCUACGAAACAAACCCAAUAUUUUGGAAAGAUGUAAAGAAUGACUUUGCCUUCUCACUAUUUGAAUUGGAUUGGGACGUGUUUGGGUUCACCAUAGAUGGUGCUUGUAACCGUUUACCCGUCCUGGAAACUACUGGUAUCAAAUCCACAGUUUGUGGACCAGAAUCCUUCACACCGGACCACAAGCCAUUGAUGGGUGAAACUCCAGAAGUGAGAGGUUUCUACUUAAACUGUGCUAUGAAUAGCUCUGGGUUAAUGUUGGGAGGAGGUACAGGGAAAGAAAUGGCACACUGGAUCAUUAACGGUCGACCGGAGCUUGAUAUGUACGGCUACGACAUCAGACGGUUCCACCCCAAGGUGAGCCACCAUGCUAAGUGGGUCGACGAUCGAAGCCAAGAAGCGUAUGCCAAGAAUUACUCCACUGUGUUUCCUCAUGAUGAACCGUUAGCGGGCCGAGGAAUGAGGAAAGAUGCCGUGCACAAGGUCCUAGAAGAUGCUGGAUGUGUGUACCAAGAAAGACUAGGAUGGGAACGACCAGGCUGGUUUGCAACUGAUGGCCCGGCUCCGGUUUUGGAAUAUGACUACUAUGGUGCUUACGACAACCCAAAACAUGAAAACCAUCGCUAUGCAGAGCUCCUUCAGGACGAUUACACGUUUGACUUUCCAAAGCAUCAUGAUAUUAUUGGGAAUGAAUGCUUGUCUUGCCGUAAUGGGGUCGGCAUUUUCAACAUGUCGUACUUUGGUCAGUUGUACCUAACUGGACCAGAUGCUCAAAAAGCUGUAGACUGGAUCUUCACAAAUGAUAUGACCAAACCUGCAGGAUCUACGAUGUACACCUGCGCCCUCAACAAAGAUGGCGGAGUGGAGAGUGACCUCACAGUUUCCGUUGUCGAAAGCGGCACUGGCUCGCCGAUCGAUCCUUCCUUUGAUGGGCAUGGCUUCUACAUUGCCGCGGGAGGGGGCGUGACGCAGCAUGUCAAGACGCACAUGCAAACGGCGAUUCAAGACGAGCGAUUCGAUUGCACAAUCUUGGACCAUUCUGACGAUAUGGGAGUUUUGAGUAUCCAGGGACCAAAAAGUCGAGAAGUCUUGCAAUCACUGACAUCAACCGAUCUGAGUAACGAAGCGUUUAAGUUCAACACCCACAAACUGAUGACUGUCGGUGGUCACACGGUCCGCGCUAUACGUCUGUCGUUCGUCGGAGAGCUAGGAUGGGAGUUGCAUGUUACCAAUGAAACGUCCGUAGCCGUUUAUCAAGCGGUGAUGGAAGCUGGCGCCCGGUUUGGUAUCACUAACGGUGGCUACAGGGCUCUUGACUCGCUCAGUUUAGAAAAAGGUUAUCAUCUAUGGCGAACUGACCUCCGGCCAGAAGACACCCCUCUUGAAAGUGGACUAGGCUUUGUGUGCAAGUUAAAGAAGGAUACUCCAUUCCUUGGUAGAGAGGCAGUCGAAAAACAGAAAGCAGAGGGGAUCAGGAAAAAGAGAGUGUGUUUCACAAUUGACGAACAUCUACCUCUACUUGGCUUUGAAUGCAUCCGUCGUAACGACGAGGUCGUUGGCUUCAUACGACGCGGUGAGUUCGGUUAUCACAUCAACAAGAACCUCGGUUACGGCUACGUGAGUAAUCCCAACGGGGACGUCGUUACAAAUGAGUUCCUCACAGAGGGGACUUACACUAUCGAGAGGCUGGGCGAGGUCUACAAGGCUGAGCUUCAUUUAAAAAGUCCAUUUGAUCCGCAGAACAAACGCAUCAAGGGGAUUUACGAGUAGAAUUCAUAAUCGACCAAUGUCACAGGACCUUGAUGCCUGGUUCCUGUGAAUGCGAUUGCGAAUGCGAAGAAAAUAUUGACGUCACAACUCUGUUUGUUCGACACCCCCAAACAAAGAUAUUGAUAAAAUAGGCAGAUCGCCAACACAGGGGUUAUUUUGGUUCAGUUGGUAGAGCGCCGGUACAUUAAUCCGGGGGUCGUUGGUUCGAGUCCUACUCAAUUUUCUUCUUUCAAUGAAAAUCAACUCUGUUUUUGCUGUGAAUAAGAGUCGUUGAGCACAGCUCGAAUGUGGCGAAUUAUUCGUUGCAAAUUUGUGAUGUCAAUACUUGCUUUGCAUUCACAUUUUAAAGGUCACAAAGGCCAAGACCAUGGGCAACAGAGGCCCUGGGCAACAGAGGCCAUGGGCAACAAAAGGCCCUGGGGCCGAUGACACAAAGAUCUAAGAUUGAUCGUUACUGCAAAUCAAUCAUAGUUGCUAGGUGAAAUGUGAUGUCACAAUGCAAAUCAUUAUGGUGAUACUGACAAUUUGUCUUGCGAUUGAUAGUAUUGCUUUGCGAAAUUCACCCUUGGUUCCGGUGAAUGCGAAUGCGAAGAGAAUAUUGAUAUCCAACUCUGUUUUUCGCUCUUAAUCGCUCUUAAUCGCUAAACAAAGUGGUGUCACAAUACAAAUCACUAUGGUGAUACUGACAACUCAUCUAAAGAUGAAUCUUAAAAUUUUGAUGUGAUAGUUCAGGGUUGUUUAUCCGAAUUCCAACUUUUUAAAAUCUACCUGGUAAUCAUGGUGUUGUGAUUUGUUUCUUAAGUCGGGCUCUGGGUUCACCUUAUCUAGCAGACUGGAUGAAAAUUUGUAUUAUAUCAAUUUUACCUUUCUCAAAAAAUAAAUCCUUGAAUAAAAUAUGUAAGUAAUUUCAUAGGCAUAUUACUCUAUGGGAUUUGAACCCAAAAUGUAUUCUAUUAUAAUGUUUUACUAAAGAAUGCCUCAUGUAUUUUUGAAUUGUAUUUUUUCAAUCUAGACAGACUGGAUGAUUAUCGUGAUGUACUUCAAUAAAAUUAUGAAUACCUUUUUUCGUAAAA
Messenger RNA from Asterias rubens (European starfish), 3941 nucleotides. RefSeq names its product sarcosine dehydrogenase, mitochondrial-like. NCBI's taxonomy places the organism in Eukaryota, Metazoa, Echinodermata, Asteroidea, Forcipulatida, Asteriidae. The transcript has 16 exons. Gene Ontology annotation, cellular component: mitochondrion. The record is from RefSeq and is a predicted model, not a curated record. Gene Ontology annotation, molecular function: protein binding; oxidoreductase activity. The coding region runs from base 148 to 2868 and encodes 906 amino acids.